AAUCUAAAUUGGAGCUCUGUUUAAGACAGACAACGUCUCAAGAUGGACAUGACAAACCAGCCCUUGAGGACGGCAAUCCACCGGAGUGUCCCCCUUGUGCUCCUCAUCUUCCUAUUAUCAUUUACUCAAGUUGGCAUUGUUAAAUCUAUCGGGAUCUACCUUAAAGACAUCUCCAACAGUCUGGGAACAACCUCCAAAGACAUCGGGGUUGCGCUUGGUCUUUUUAACGCCUUGUGCUACUUUCCAGCUCCGCUGUUUAUUGCCCUCCAUGGUGUACAUUGGACUCGACGUCCCCUCUUGAUUGGAGGGUCCAUUUUCAUUUCUCUUGGGGUCAUGCUAACAGCUUUGGCUACCAACAAUGCUUUGAUCGCCGUUUAUUUAUCAAUUUCUGGCCUGGGGUAUUGCAUAGUUGGCAUAUCGGCAACACUCACCUUAAGUCAACUGAUCAGCGAGCAGAACUUCUACCUGUUGAUCGGAUUUGGCACGAGCGGCUUUGGCUUGGGUAUGUUUCUUUUACCACUUCUAGCUGAGCUCUUGGAUGAAUUUUACGGUUGGAGAGGAGGCAUACUCAUUCUAAGUUGCCUGAUGGCUCACAUAGUCCCUUGUGCGGUGGCCGUAAGACUACCCUUGACCGGAAGUCGACCGGUGAACCUAAGCGCGAUUUACCAAGAACUUGAGCAUAGUGGAGUUUCUGAUGAAAGUUUAGUAAACAACUGUUCAAGCGAGGAAGAAGACAACACUCCAUUAUGCCCUAGAGGUGCACACCGCAAUCUGGCAGCUGCUGGUGAAUCUUCAACAUACUCUUCAUUAGUCAACGGAAUGGAAAUGGAAUCUCGUGAAAAUGAAACGAGUGCAAGGCAAACCUUUGCGAGAUUACAUGAUAGUUUUUACCGGUCAGAUUUUUACAGGGACCCUGUUUUUAUUUUCUUAUUUCUUGCUUCCGCCACGUUUGGAAUCGUCUCCUGCGGUUGGCAUUCUUUUCUGGUACCCAGUGCAAUCCAGAGAGGUUAUUCGAUCCGUGCUACGAUACUGGUGACUUUCUACGCAUCAGUAGGAAACUUCAUAGGAAGACUCUUGGGAGGCGCCCUCUCCGGUCGCCUCGCUGAUCCAAUCACCCUGUGCAUCGGUGCUGCGCUUAUGAAUUCCGUUUCUAUUUUGUGUGAUGCUUUCUUUCGCAACUACUAUGUAAUAAUACUUACUUCGUGUAUAUCUGAUUUAAGUCUUGGCGGACUGUCUGUCUUUAUCCUUCUAUCAAUUAAGAAGAGAGCGUCUCCUGGAAGCUUUGAUGUAGCAUUAGCAGUCAACGGUGUAUUCUUUGGUUUCGGUACCUUUCUCGGUGGUUACCUAUCAGGUGUUGUUGGCGGAGUCUUCUCGUACGAUGCAAUAUUCAAGUUUCUUGGUGGUGUACCAAUCUUGAUCUUUGUUCUAAUGCUACCACUUGCUGUGUUUGAGAAACCAGCCGAACUUUGAGUUAAGUGUAUGAUCAUCAUCUUUAACCAUAUAGGUAGAUCUCUACUGUUUUUCUUUUUCUUCAAACUCAACCUGUUUGUAAAAGGAAAGAGAAAACAAUAAUGAGAGUUGAUCUUUUUCAUGACCGUAUGUAUAGGGGGAGAGGUUUGAGUGGGAGCUGAAAUGUGAAAACCUUCAUAAAAAAGAAUAGCAUGACAUCCUUUAAUUCUAUUUAAAAAAAAGCAUAAGACGGCCCUAGGUAACAUUGGUCGCUUCUGGUCCUCGCUUUCUGAAUUUCAGGUUUCUCUACUUUUUGUUCGAAUGUCUGCUGCCCCCCCACAAAAAAAUGCAUCUUUUUAUUUCUGAAUGUUAUUUCAUUUGAUUUUAACACAAUUUCAUAAUCUCAUGCACUAGGUCUAGAUCUAGUCCAACAAGACUCAGUGCUGUGCGACAGCAUUCAUGGCAUCAUGUUACUGCGGCAGCCCAAACACGUACUGUCUGAAGACGUAUCGAGGUCCCCGGGGCAAGGCAUCAUGUAUCUAAAUAAGGUCUAGAUCUAGCCUAGCGAUGUAAUCUCAAUGUAUCUAGACCUAUAAAGUAAAGCUUCUGUUCUAAACCAAGAUCUAGACUCUUUAUCGAUUUAGACAUUUUCGAUGUCUGACUCUUUUAUUCCUGGCUAAAACUUCAUUGCCAUUAUUGACCGAGAGAAGAUCUAGUCCUUGGUCCACUGACAGUUAUACUCGUCGACCUACAUGUAAAUGGAUCUACGCCUAAUUUACAGACCCAGAUCAUAAACCC
Lytechinus variegatus (green sea urchin) is the source of this 2247-nucleotide messenger RNA. RefSeq lists its product as uncharacterized. The record is from RefSeq and is a predicted model, not a curated record. The transcript has 4 exons. NCBI's taxonomy places the organism in Eukaryota, Metazoa, Echinodermata, Echinoidea, Temnopleuroida, Toxopneustidae. Gene Ontology annotation, biological process: transmembrane transport. Gene Ontology annotation, molecular function: monocarboxylic acid transmembrane transporter activity. Bases 43 to 1470 code for a protein of 475 amino acids.